This is a messenger RNA of Mesorhabditis spiculigera, 1668 nucleotides long. The record is from the annotation of a GenBank genome assembly. Lineage: Eukaryota; Metazoa; Nematoda; Chromadorea; Rhabditida; Rhabditidae.
AUGUUUAGCUGGCUGGGAGGUGAUGGUGCCAAGAAGAAGAACAAGGAGGUGCUAGAAUCCGUCUCGGAAGGCCUGCGCAAAAUCUACAAGCAGAAGCUGCUGCCACUCGAGGAGCACUACAAGUUCAAUGAGUUCCACUCGCCCUUCCUCGAUGAUCCGGAUUUCGAUGCGAAGCCAAUGAUCCUGCUGGUCGGCCAGUAUUCUACGGGCAAAACGACGUUCAUUCGCUAUCUGCUGGAGCAAGAUUUCCCGGGCAUUCGGAUUGGACCAGAGCCCACAACCGAUCGCUUCAUUGCGGUGAUGAAUGGGAAGGAAGAGGGCGUAAUUCCUGGCAAUGCGCUUGUCGUUGAUGCCAAGAAGCAAUUCCGUGCACUCAGCGGUUUCGGCAACGCUUUCUUGAACCGUUUCCAAUGUUCAACGCUGCAAAAUCAAGUUUUGGAAUCGGUGACCAUCGUGGAUACGCCUGGUAUUUUGAGCGGAGAGAAACAAAGGAUUGACCGUGGAUAUGACUUCACUGGCGUCUUGGAAUGGUUUGCCGAACGUGUUGACCGAAUCAUCCUCCUUUUCGACGCCCACAAACUUGACAUCUCUGACGAAUUCAAGCGGUGCAUUGAGGCCCUUGCAGGCAACGAAGACAAGAUUCGCAUUGUCUUGAACAAGUCUGAUAUGGUUGAUCACCAGCAGCUGAUGCGCGUCUACGGUGCCCUGAUGUGGUCGUUGGGCAAGGUGUUCAAGACGCCAGAAGUUUCCCGUGUCUACAUCGGCACCUUCUGGGAUCACCCCCUUCAUUAUGACAUCAACAGGCGUCUAUUCCAAGAUGAACAGCACGACCUGUUUGCUGAUCUCCAGGCCCUGCCAAGAAACGCUGCCCUCCGCAAGCUAAAUGACUUGAUCAAGCGUGCGCGUUUGGCAAAGGUUCACGCAUACAUCAUCAACGAGCUCCGCAAGCAGAUGCCCUCGAUGAUCGGCAAGGACAAGAAAAAGAAGGAACUGAUUCAGGGCCUCGACAAGAUCUAUGAGCAGCUUCAGCGUGAACACAACAUUUCUCCCGGCGAUUUCCCGGACAUUCAGAAGAUGCGCGAGCGUCUGGAGAAGCAAGAUUUUAGCAAGUUCAACCCACUGAAGCCGAAGUUGAUCGAAGUCGUCGAUGGCAUGCUGGCACAUGACAUCGCACGGUUGAUGGCACAAAUCCCCAAGGAGGAAGCUGCGGCGAUUACAGCAGGCGGUCCAUCCGAUCCGACUGUGCGCGGCGGCGCCUUCUCUCAAGCUGUCGAGGCAGAGACGCCGUUCGGUUUUGGACGGGGUGAAGGCUUUGACAAGGGCGCUGACGAGAAGGAAUGGGUCGUGAACAAGGAGCGAACGCAGUUCGACAACACCUUCGACAGCCUUGGGCCUGAGAACGGCUAUCUCUCUGGCCGCAUCGCCAAAGAACAUAUGGUCAAAUCGAAGUUGCCGAACUCUGUGCUCGGCAAGGUCUGGAAGCUGUCGGACAUUGACGGUGACGGACGUCUCGACGCUGACGAGUUUGCGCUCGCCAACUACUUGAUUAAUUUGAAGUUGGAAGGUCACGAGCUGCCCUCGGAACUGCCCAAGCACCUCAUCCCUCCUUCAAAGCGCGAGCUGCUGAAUGGUGGCGCUGAAGACAACGUGUACCCCGCGCUAGAGGAU